Molecule: messenger RNA, 543 nt
Organism: Hibiscus syriacus
Lineage: Eukaryota; Viridiplantae; Streptophyta; Magnoliopsida; Malvales; Malvaceae
Exons: 2
Coding region: 1-543 (180 amino acids)
Molecular function (GO): protein binding
Source: RefSeq, a predicted model, not a curated record
AUGGCUGGACCUAACUCCACAACUAUCAAAUUCUUCUGCAGUUAUCGUGGUAAAAUCCUUCCUCGAUACCCCGACUGUAAACUCUGUUAUCACGGCGACAAAACCCGUGUUCUCUCCGUAAACCGCUCCAUUUCAUUCUCUGAGUUGUUGUUGAAGAUGGGAGAAAUGCGUGGAAAGUCGGUGAGUUUACGUUGCCAAUUGCCGACACGUGAUUUAAACGUGCUGGUUUCCAUUAGUUCUGAUGAGGAGCUCACAUAUCUCAUCAAGGAAUAUGAUCGUUCGUCGUCUUCGCCUGAAUCUUUUGUGAAGAUCAGAUCUUUCCUUUCCUGGAAAAUAAAAUUGACUUCUUAUCCUACCCUGUCACCAUCCUUGUCAUUGUCGUUGACUACUUCAACUUCUUCGAAUUCACCAUCCACCACCCUCCGAUUAUCAAGCGUUCGACAGAUGAUCCCAUGGUCUCACUCCGUCGUUCCCCUUUGUUGUCCGAAGACAUCCAAGGCGAGCGACAUUGAUUGCCAUGGUUACCAAGUUCAACAUUGUUGA